Molecule: messenger RNA, 1307 nt
Organism: Dermacentor silvarum
Lineage: Eukaryota; Metazoa; Arthropoda; Arachnida; Ixodida; Ixodidae
Exons: 3
Coding region: 834-1307 (157 amino acids)
Source: RefSeq, a predicted model, not a curated record
ACAUAUUCCCUCUCCAUCUCUUUUACCACCCGCACACCCCCGAGAUCGGUGACAAAAACAUCACAACACAGGUGUAUUCGAUUCAGCCAAGGUUCUCUGCACUUUCUGCACCCAUCCACGGUGCGCAGCACCUAAACCCUCGAUUCUCCGAGGUACAGCGGCGCCCCCUGAACUCUCGUCCUCGAUUGCGCGGGGUGCGAGGUUAGGUGUCGCCGCGGUGCAGCCGCACGAACGAUCCACGAAGCGCCAUCGCAGACGCGUGCAGACGACACUAUGGCGAUGUUUGUAGAUAUCGACGGUGUCCGCACACAAUUGUUCCUGAUCGUAGAUGAACUUGGCGUGAUAGUCUAUGACGGAGACGCCGAGCUGUACACUACAGCAGGUAAAUUUGCCAUUAUGCUCUGUAAACGCAAUAGCACGGUUUGUAUGAAGUGGCGACAUUUAUUCCAUUGUUCUUGCAGAUGGAAAACGGGUGCGUGUACUCUGCACACCUAGCGGUUUUGCCGCCGAUUGUUCGGACAAGGAGCUGCAGAACAGCCAUACAAAUACGGAGCUGCCGAAAGCCGCUACUUCGCGAUGCGGAGACGCCACGCCAGCGACCACUGAAGCUGCUGCCGCAGCUGCCGUGCCGUGUGGAGCCAUGCCGUCUCCACAUCGCGAUUCUGAAGAAGCUUUGUGGAGUGGCCGGAGAACUAAGUUUCUCAUUGAAUGCUAUAAAGAGCAUUUCGGCCGCAUCGGGAAAAAGGGGGGACUAAGGUGAGGCUUAGCAUUCUAUUUGUUUGUAUUUGCGUUACAUUUUGUAUUGUUCUGCGCGCAGGAACAAAAAGCAGCUGAUGCUGUUUAUAACAGAUGCAUUGAACGAAGAAUUCGGAUGCACCAUAACGGUGAUUCAAGUCACCAACAAGUGGAAAUCGCUGGAGAGGGCGUAUAAAAAAGUUCGGAUUAAUAAUAACAAGUCUGGAAGCGGAGCUGCCGAGUGCAGUUUUGAGGGAGACCUGCAGGACUUUAUGGAAAAACAGCACCACAUAAGUCCAGUAGUGACAUAUGCACAGGGGUGCAAAAUUGUGCCAGACAGCAGGGAGAGGGAGCUGCAGGAUACAACGCAGGCCCCAGAAGCGGCGCUUAGCCCAACCACAAGUGUGGAAAACACACAGGUGGAGCCACGUGGAGCCAAGCUGAAGAAGGACCCGCCCUUGGUGCAGCUGCUGCAAAAGCUGGACCAAAUAGAAACAAAUAGGGCAGCGCAACAUGAACAGAAGAUGGCCCUUCUGGAGCGCUUCGUGAGCGCAUAUGAAGCAAGAAAAUAA